AAUAAUAACUAGACAUUUUGGGUGUGUUGCUUAGCGUUAGCCAGUAUUCAUUUAAAUUCAAUAGUAUUGUUAUUGUACUGCCAUUCAUUAGGAGCUAACUGCAUGAUAAGUUAGAAUGAGGUGAGCAGAUGCUGUCAGGAGCCAGGGCAUACAAUGUCGAUCCAGAACAUCUGGGGAAUACUCCAUAGAAAAUCACAUACCUAAGCUCUCCUUGUAGUUUUCUUCAGUGUAUUUAUGGCAUCAAAAUAGGUUUAACUUUCUAAAUAUGUAACUUUGUCUGGCACUAGUAACUUCUUAGGCUGUGAGUCUUGCGUUUCUCGAAGGUGCUGAAGUCCUCCCCCUGAAGUGGUGUGUGCCUCCUCUCACCCUUGGAAGCAGACUCAGCUCCACUCACUUGAUUAGCUGACCUGGAGCUUAUGUAAUUAGAAGAGACACCAGUCUCCCUCAUUUAAAAGCCUGUUAGCAUAUGACAGUCUCCUAUCAAGGGAAGGCAAUCCUCUCCACAGCUUCUUUCUGUAAUCUUUAAGUUACUUCAGAAUCCAGAUAAGCCUUGGACUGGGGAUGCGCUAACCACAGCAGGCACCAUGGGACCCUCUAGAGUAAUCAGAAAGAAGACUUCCAAAACCUGAUGUGAUGUCUCCUGCUGGAGACGGGGCGCGAGGUGCAGGGAAGGGGAGGUGGCCUGACCCAGGGCGAGGAUGACGAAAUGCUGAAGCGUGAGCUGGAGGAGAGACGCAACGGGCACCAUGGAAAAAUCCAAAGCCAAGCAAGGAGAGAAUGAACACAUGCCGGUGAAUAACCCUUCCACACAGAUUUACCAGCUGCAGGCCCUGGCCUCGGAACUGAAAACGGGCUUCACAGAAGCAAUGCAGGAGCUGACACGGAUCCAACAUGGAGAAUACGCUUUGGAAGAGAAGGUCAAGAGCUGCCGAUGUUCAAUGGAAGAGAAAGUCACGGAGAUGAAGAAUUCAUUAAACUACUUCAAGGAAGAGCUGAGCAAUGCAAUGUCCAUGAUUCAGGCCAUCACUUCCAAGCAAGAAGAAAUGCAGCAGAAAAUCGAACAGCUGCAGCAGGAGAAGAGAAGAGAAUCUCGAAAGGUCAAAGCCAAGAAAGCCCAAAAGGAAGAACAUGGCGCGCAGGCCGGGCCGGCAUCUGCGCCUGCGCCUGGGUCUGCGCCGACUCAAGGAAGCCCCUUCCGCUCCAUCAAUGUCCCUGAAGCCGGUCUCCCCAGUGACGACUUCACCAACAUGUUGCCUUCUCAGAACUAUGAAAAAGCCCAAGAGUCAAGAUCUGUUCAUGUAGGAGAUAGCAAUGUCAAGGGGAUGAUGGGUCCUGGAGUGAACCCAACAACUCCAGAAUCCGAUGAAAACCUUAAGCCUUCUCUCUCAGCCGAGAUCCAGUCCAAGGGCCAUCACACACCUGGCCUGUGGAGACAGCCUAAGGAAGGCAAAGAAUGGGGCGAGGAAUAUGUCACAAAAGACCACCCAGAUAAGCUGAAGGACGCUGGCCAGGGCAGACACAGCUCCCUGGAAAACGUUCUGUGUGAAACCUCUUUAGCUGCAAAAAGGCAAACUGUGGCUCUGGAACUGCUUGAAUCAGAACGGAAGUACGUCAUCAACAUCUCGCUGAUCCUGAAGAUAAAGGCCACCUUCCAGGGCUCCGAUGGAAAGAGGAACCCCAAGGAGAGAAGCCUCUUCCCUGGCUCCUUGCGCUACCUCGUCCAGCAGCACUUGGACUUGCUUCACGCGCUGCAGGAGAGGGUCCUGAAGUGGCCACGCCAAGGAGUCCUUGGAGACUUAUUCCUGAAGUUGACAAAUGAUGAGAAUAAUUUCUUGGAUUAUUAUGUCGCCUACCUGAGGGAUUUACCCGAAUGCAUCUCAUUGGUUCAUGUUGUGGUACUGAAGGAGGGUGAUGAAGAGAUUAAGUCGGAUAUCUACACUCUGUUUUUCCACAUAGUACAGCGUAUCCCCGAAUAUCUGAUACAUCUGCAGAAUGUUCUGAAGUUCACAGAGCAGGAGCACCCAGACUAUUACCUCCUACUUGUGUGUGUUCAGCGCCUCCGAGUGUUUAUCUCUCAUUAUACCCUGCUGUUUCAAUGCAAUGAAGAUUUGCUUAUUCAGAAACGGAAAAAACUCAAAAAGUCAUCUAUGGCAAAGCUGUACAAAGGGCUGGCUUCCCAGUGUGCCAAUGCUGGCCAAGAUGCUUCCCCCAAUGCAGGCCAGGAGGCUGUCCACGACAGUGGGGUCCACUCAGAAGAAAUGCUCCAACCCUAUCCUUCCUCUUCCAGUUCCGCCCCUGCUGUCUCACAUCUGAUGGCCCCGGCAAAGAAAGGCCAGCAGCAGCAGAGCCUCAUGGAGAGCAUGCAGCCCGGGAAGCCUGGAGACUGGGAGCUGGAGGGCAGGAAGCACGAGCGGCCCGAGAGCCUGCUGGCGCCGGCUCAGUUCUGCGCGGCCGAGCAGGACGUGAAGGCGCUCGCCGGGCCUCUGCAGGCCAUCCCGGAGAUGGACUUCGAGCCGUCUUCCGCCGAGCCGCUAGGCAACGUGGAGCGCUCGCUGCGCGGUCCGCCCGAGCUCCUGCCCGACGCGCGCGGCUUCGUGCCCGCCGGCUACGAGGAGUUCGAGUACGGCGGCGAGAUCUUCGCGCUGCCCGCGCCCUACGACGAGGAGCCCUUCCAGGCGCCGGCGCUCUUCGACAACUGCUCGCCUGCCUCCUCCGAGUCCAGCCUGGACAUCUGCUUCCUGCGGCCCGUCAGCUUCGCCAUGGAGGCCGAGAGGCCGGAGCACGCGCUGCAGCCGCUGCCCAAGAGCGCCACGUCGCCGGCGAGCAGCAGCGGCGCCUACAAGCUGGAGGCCGCGCAGGCGCAGGCGCACGGCAAGGCCAAGCCUCUGAGCCGCUCGCUCAAGGAGUUCCCGCGCACGCCGCCCGCCGAGGGCGUGGCCCCGCGCCUCUACAGCACGCGAAGCAGCAGCGGCGGCCGCGCGCCGCUCAAGGUCGAGCGCGCUCCCGCCCCGCACGGCCCCGCCGCCGCCGCUGCCGCCUCCCGCGGGGCGCCGCGGACCUUCUUCCCCCAACAGAGGUCCCAAAGCGAAAAACAGACCUAUUUGGAAGUAAGGAGGGAGAUGCACCUAGAGGAUGCCACUCGAUUCUGUCCAAAGGAAGAAAGAGAGAGUGAACAGACUUCUUUCAGCGAUCAAAAUCCCAGGCAAGACCAGAAAGGGGGCUUUCGCAGCUCAUUCCGCAAGCUCUUUAAAAAGAAUUACAGAGAUCCUCAGUUACAGACUAAAGUCUCAUCCAGAAGAAAAGAUUUUAAAACAGAAGGCUGUACAAGAUUUUAAAACACAGGGACUGGAGACAUCGCUCAGCGGUUAAGAACAUUGGCUGCUUUUCCAGAUGUCCUGAGUUCAAUUCCCAGCAACCACAUGGUAGCUCACAACCAUCUGUAAUGAGAUCUGAUUCCCUCCUCUGGCUUUCAUUAAGAAGACAGAGCAUUCAUAUACAUUAAAUAAAUAAACAAUAAAUAAAUAUUUUUUAAAAAGAAAUUGAUUUCUAGAUUUCAUUCUGUAAUUAACUGGUAAGAUUUCUAGCAACUCAAACAAUCCACAGGGGUCUUGGCUUCUGUUAUAAACUCAGGUGUAGACAGCUCCUGGCAUACAGGUGUGUAGCUCUGUCUAAGUUAUUGUUGUAACACUUGAGAAAUCAAGUUAGCCGAAGCCAAGCUGAACGUGAACUAAUCAAAUGUGAGUCAAUUUCUCUUCAAUUUUUAUUGUCUAAGUAACUUACAAUACUCUACAUGAUGUCGAAGUGCUAUAUUCACCACUAGUUAUCAGACUUCCUCAUGUAUUAUAUACAAUGUCUUUUACUAUAUAAUAAAAAAGCAUUAUUAAUUUUAGCUUUUGUUUCAGUGUAAGCCACAACCUCUACUGCAUGUUAACAAAAACACCCUAAUAACCAAUUAACCAGAUCAAAAAACCCCCUUUUUAUUUGGGGAGACUGAAUAAAAGAAAAACACAGACUAAUGUUUGUUUACAUCAGUUAAGCUGGCACUGCAUAUACACACUCCAGAGACAUGCACAUGAAAGUUCUUAAAAUCUUUUUUUAAAAGCUCGUAAAAUCAUCUAACAAGUGAUAGCUACAUAUGUUGUCAUUGUAGCUGGAGGAGACCUUACAAUACUCAUUUUAUAUCUUACAGAUCCAUGGGUGUCUAUCAAAAGCACACUCUAUACUGCCAUAGUAAGGCAAGAAUGGGCUUGACGGGAUAGUUAGUCUAGGUUAAAAAAAUAAUCGUAUACUGCAGGUUAAAGACAUCAAAGAACAGUGAGUAAAUUAAUAGCAGUAAUUUCACUUACUUCAAGCUCACAACUUAUAAAGUUGCUGGUGGACACCAGUUAUAUCAGUAACAUAUUUAUGAAAUAAAAUAUUUAAUUAAACUUCAGAACAAUGUAAAAAAACUUAGUUAUAACACAGACACUCUUGGUUUUAUUUUUCUUUAAUACUGGAGGAUUUAAUUUUUUUUCUUUUAAUUUUAAAAAGUAAAACAGGGGACUGGAGAGAUGGCUAAGUGAGUACUGACUGCUCUCCCAGAGGUCCUGAGUUUGAUUCCCAGCACCCACAUGGUGGCUCACAACCAUCUAUAACGGGAUUGAUGCCCUCUUCGAGCCUGUAUGAAAACAGCAACAGUGUACUCACAUACACAUAUACGUUUAAAUAAAAAAAGCAAAGCGGGAUCGGACAGAAGGCUCAGAGGUUAAGAUCACCAGCUGCUCUUCCAGAGGACCUGAGUGUAAAGCAAGUCCCAGGAAACCUGACGCCCUCUUCUGGACUCCACUAGCACUUUACACACAUGGUGCAUAGACACACAGAGAGACAAAAAGAAAUCUUAAAAAAAAGGUAAAGUAAUCUCAUUCAAUCUCAGUAAACUAGACUUCAUCAAAACGGUAUAAAGUUAGAAAUUUCAGUGUUAUUUUAAGACCAUAAAAAUGUUACUUUAUUUUGCGUAAGUUGACAGCAGUACAGUCCUUAGGUGUGCAUGGUGACAUCAUGACAAAGGUAGCUUUGCACACACGAGGGGUAAAGACUACUGGGCCACAUGACACCGAUCUACUGACGGGGUGUGUUCAAGUGUAGACGCACUCGAAAAGAGCAAAUCAAUAAAUAAAUCAGUUGUAGCUUGUAAAUGCUAAUUAUAAAUUAUUUUUGUCAAAUACAACAGCAAAGAAAAUUACAGAAAUGUUUUAGAAACAGAAUGUAAAUUUUAGAAUAUAGAAAUAAUUAAUACAUUUAAUUAAAAAAAAAAAAAAAGAGCAGCUUGCCCUAUUUAGUCUCCAGUGAUCAUUGCUGACCAUGCUGUAGAGAAAACUGUGUCCUUCACAAGCAGAGGUAAAAUAGACAACCUAAAUACUCUAAGAAUGACGCCUUCAAAAGAUUACCCAGGGCACAAAGCCAGGCCCUGUGACACUGCAGUGCCACCAUCAAUCCACAUGCUGAUUUUUUUUAAUUGAGUUUAUAUGGCUUUUCCUUUGUCCUUUCCAUAAAAAACAAGCCAAGCUGUAUUGAGGAUACAGUGAACAGGUUUUAAAUUCACAAGAUUUAAAAACAAAGACAAUGUAGCAAGAUAGACAACUUGAACUUUUAUUGUUGAAAAGUUAUUUAGAGUAUUUGAAAACCACAAUUUUGGGUUAACAAAGUAUUUUUGUUAUUUUAUAAUUUUAAACAGUAUACAGAAGGUUGAUGAAGAUUAUGUGAAUAGUUUAUAAUAAUUACUAAAAACUGUAGCUCUUUAAAAUAGCUUUAUAUAUAACAAGAAAGGUAAUCUAUUUUUUAUGUAACUUCUAGGCAGCUUAAAUUUUCUUUUUUAAAUUUUUGAAUAGUAAACACACUGACUAUAGAGUCCCUGGUGAAGUUUACAGUAAAGUGGAGCCCGGGAUGACGUGACUCAUACACAUGAACAUACAUGACAUGUUCAGCGUGCCUCAGCGCCUGGGCACUGCCACUGGAAAUGCGUGUUCAGAGGAGCUGAGUCAUUGUAAGAACUGGACUUUGGAAAACACUAUCGAUGUACUAUGAAAGGCCUGCAAAGAGUCCAGAUACCUAAAGCAGAACUAAACUCCAGCUUGUAUACCAGAACUAUACAGAUAAAGGCAACCACACAUUUUAAAGCGGUUUGAGAUCACUAAUAAAAAACAGCACUCAAAUUACCUUCUCUCCCUUUGGUAGUUCCCAACCACACGAAGCGCUACUUGUAUUUAAUAAAUUGAAGGGAAGGAAGUCCUUGUUAAAUGAUCUUCAGUUUUACAAAGUGGGAAAACUAAAGGAUAUUUUUGAGAGUUAAUCUUACUAGCACCAGAAUAGCUUCCAAAGGAAACAGAACUCACUUAGAGGACAUUUUAAAAAACAGGAAAAUAAAUAUUCUUCCCCAGAAACUUGCAUUUCCUAAAAAUAGGAAUAUCCUUGAAUGAGGAGUAUAGGGAGAGGUUAAUUUUCAUAGUCAGGUAUUUAAGAAUACCAUAUGAUGAGUUAUAUAAUUUUAAAUCACACAUUUCUCUUAAAGAAAAGACAUUAAAAAUUUCCAUCUAAACUUAGAAAUAGCUUUCAUAGUCAGUAUUUCGUGUAUGUUUUCUGACAACACACUAUGGUGUAGAUCUGAUGUUCAUUUUUGAGAUGAAAACUAUGGUUCUGGGACAUAAAGGGACCCUGAUCUGGUGAAGGGGCAAAGUCUAAGCGGAGCGCUAUCUGCUCCACGGCAAUUCUGAAAUGGCAGCUAUCAAACGCCCCACUGUGUGUCAGACCACACAAGACGGCUCAGUAUGCCCUUUACCCCUUAACCACUGUACUGAAUUCUACCUAGCAUCUCUCUAGGUUUUCUUUAAAACCUGUUAAGGUAAAACUGUUUGCAUAAGUAACUUUAAGAACAAAAUACUGAAAUGGAAAUGGCUUCCAGAUUUCCUAAAUAGAUGUAGGAAUGGAGAUUAAGAAAAUACGCAUUUUUGCCACCAGCACAAUUUUGAUGGUGGGUGAAUACCUAAUGCAUCACUUAGUUUGUAACCCAGUUAUAGAAUAAGAAAAAAAUAAUUAUACUGAGUAAUUCUACCUUUUAGACAAUCAUGUUGAGGCUUGGUCUUAUUUCUACUGCUUUUUACUGGGUAACGUUAAAGACAAGUGACCGUUUCUCUUUGUAAAUAUGAUAGAAAAGAUAAAAACUUCAAAGAAAUACAGAGUGACGGUUUUAGCCAAUGCUCCUCUCCUAGAGAAGGAUUUGCUUGUUGUUAGUUUUCUAUUUCAGGGACAGUAACCCACCCAUCAAAUCAAUUCGUUUAAGCAGGAAACCGUUCUAGCCACCGCGUGUUUCUUACC
Mus musculus (house mouse) is the source of this 7350-nucleotide messenger RNA. It is a transcript of the gene Arhgef33, whose product is annotated as Rho guanine nucleotide exchange factor 33. Bases 747 to 3335 code for a protein of 862 amino acids. The record is from RefSeq and is a predicted model, not a curated record. Gene Ontology annotation, molecular function: guanyl-nucleotide exchange factor activity. The transcript has 19 exons. Lineage: Eukaryota; Metazoa; Chordata; Mammalia; Rodentia; Muridae.